Cetraspora pellucida is the source of this 131-nucleotide messenger RNA. The record is from the annotation of a GenBank genome assembly. NCBI's taxonomy places the organism in Eukaryota, Fungi, Glomeromycota, Glomeromycetes, Diversisporales, Gigasporaceae.
UCUGCAGAUGCGUGCACUACCAAGCAAGCGCGUAGUUGCAGCAAAAGAUGCGCAGAUUUAGAUAAUUACAUUUACGGAAAAUGGGGGUUAUCGAAUGAAGGAAAGAGGGGGGAGGGAUAUGAGAAACGGGG